AUGCGGUCUGUACAGCUGGCCCUCAUUGCCCUGGCCGGGCUCGGCGCCGCGCUGCCGCAAGACGCCGCCACCAACAAGCAGUACAAGCGCACCGAACACGACGUCGAGUACAACGUCUUUGAGCACGCCGCCACCGGCACGAGCCUUAAAUAUGUGUCCAACUCGGGAAUCUGCGAGACCACGCCCGGCGUGAACCAGUACUCGGGGUACCAGACUGUCGGUGAGUUUUGUCGUCCUACCGGCUCUUUCUCUGACCCGGCUGAUGCGAAACCAACAAAACAAGGCGACAACCAGCACAUGUGGUGGUGGUUCUUUGAGGCCCGAAAAAACGCAAAGACGGCGCCGCUGGCCCUCUGGCUCAACGGCGGUCCCGGAUGCAGUUCCAUGCUCGGCCUUUUCCAGGAAAACGGCCCUUGCACCUUUAACGGUGGCGGCUCGCAGCCCAAACUGAACCCGUACUCGUGGAACAACUUUGCCAACAUGCUCUACGUCGACCAGCCCAUCGGCGCCGGCUUCAGCUACGGCGACGUCAACGCGGCCGACUCGACGCCGCACGCCGCCCCGGCCGUGUGGAAAAUGGUGCAGGCCUUUCUCUCGCAGUUUCCCGAGUACAAGUCGCGCGACUUUGGCCUGUUUACCGAGUCGUACGGCGGCCACUACGGGCCCGAGUUUGCCUACUACUUUGAGCAGCAAAACGCCGCCAUUGACGCCGGCACCCUCACCGGCGACAAGAUUAACCUCGUCGCCCUCGGCAUCAACAACGGCUGGCUCGAUCCCGAGAACCAAUACAAGGCCUACGUCGACUUUGCCGUCAAGAACCAGUACCGUCCUCUGCUCAACGCCAGCGACGCCCAGCCGUACUACGACGCCUGGAAGAACAAGUGCGUACCGGCCUACUCGGGCUGCACCGAUGGCGUCGGCAGCAACAGCAUCUGCGCGCGCGCUGACGCCCAGUGCGCAAACUCGGUCGAGAGCCCGCUGGAGGACCUGGCCCAGUUUGACGCCUACGACAUUCGCGCCGACGACGACUCCUUCCCGCCGAGCACCUUUGAGAGCUAUCUCACCAGCGCCUCCGUCAAGAAGGCGAUUGGCGCCACCUCCAACUUUUCCUCGUGCGGCCGGUCCGCUAUUGGUGGUGAUGACAGCGCUCGCUCCUUUCUCGAGCCCUUAUCCAAAGUCAUCAAGUCUGGCGUCAACGUUUUGAUUUGGGCCGGUGAUGCUGAUUGGAUCUGCAACUGGAUCGGCAACUACGACGCCAUCCAGUCAAUUGCACCGCAGGAAUUCGUCUCAGCUUCCAUUAAGCCCUACACUGUCGGAGGCAAAAAGUACGGCGAGUACAAGACGGCCGGCAAGCUCAACUGGCUGCGUGUCUACGAGGCCGGCCAUGAGGUGCCCGCGUACCAGCCCGAGGCGGCCCUUGCUGCUUUUACCUCGAUCAUGUCGAAGCAGAGCCUCAAGUCGACUUAG
Messenger RNA from Beauveria bassiana ARSEF 2860, 1467 nucleotides. Its product is annotated as carboxypeptidase S1. Gene Ontology annotation, cellular component: fungal-type vacuole. Gene Ontology annotation, biological process: proteolysis. Gene Ontology annotation, molecular function: serine-type carboxypeptidase activity. The coding region runs from base 1 to 1467 and encodes 488 amino acids. The transcript is spliced from 5 exons. The record is from RefSeq and is a predicted model, not a curated record. NCBI's taxonomy places the organism in Eukaryota, Fungi, Ascomycota, Sordariomycetes, Hypocreales, Cordycipitaceae.